Rotaria sp. Silwood2 is the source of this 438-nucleotide messenger RNA. The record is from the annotation of a GenBank genome assembly. Lineage: Eukaryota; Metazoa; Rotifera; Eurotatoria; Philodinida; Philodinidae.
AUGCUUAAUGAUGAACAUGAAUUUUUUCUGUUACGUGAAAAAUUACUGAAUCAACCAACAGCAAAACAAACACAACUCACCAUCAGUGCAUCAACAGUGGAAUUAACACAAAGUACUCGACAUGUUACACAACAAAAUUAUAACUCUAUGGAAGCUACUAUUAAAUCAAAAUCUGAUAAGUUCAAAAAUAAUAUAUUUCUUCAUGUAACACAUGAGGGUAGACUUAAAGGUUUAGCACGGGAUAUACAUAUCAUACAUGAUAAUCAUUUCAAAAACACUAUGUAUGGUGAAAAAAGAUUAGUGGUUGGUUUUCGAAAUAAUCCAAAUAUUGAAUUCGAACUUUCUCAUAAACGACCAGCAUCAUCCGUUUUGAAAGAUCCAUUAAGAAAAAGACGAAAACCUAAUGAUGUCGUCAGUAAUGGCAUGAAUACCAAAUGA